UGGACAAAACGUCAACAAUUGUCGAAGAGACCGGUGUGAGAGCACUGCAGGACGAUGCAUGCUAAUAUCUGGGCAGCCCAGCUCAAAUUAUCACAUUGGGCAUUUGUGGUUUACGGCUUGAUCGCUACCAUUUGAAUUCAGCAUUGAAAAUUCCUGAUGUGAUUUGUCAAAAGAUGUGAGAAGGAGAAAAACAUACUGGGGGGAGGGGGGCAAGGUAGCCAACCCGAUACUUCCACCCAUACAAAUGUUACUCUCGACUACCGAUAGCCAUUGACACCACGGCUUUUGUUAGCACUUCACAUUGAAAUUGACCCUGGCCUUAAGAGCAUGAGUGCGUGGAGGCGGGCGGUGUUUCUCUAACCACGGACUGAAAAAAAACCAAGUAGGCGAUUGACAACUUCCUGAGGGGAGGUCAACCUUAUCGCUACCAAAUCUCUCCCUAGUGUCCUGUCCUGUGGAGUGCAACCUGGUCGGCUGUACGAUCACAAAAGAGAAGACUGUUACAUGCACACACAAUGGAUUAAAUAUCAGAGAGAAGUUUGAACAAACGGAAUUCUAUGCUGUGCGCUUGACUACUCCAAAAGUCGUCCUCUAGGAAAACAAUUUCCAAAAUCGUUCAGGUAUGAUUCAGAGGAAGGAGAUUGUGCUGUCAGUCCUGGGGGAGCUGCAGGACGCCACAGAGAGCUCUGGCCUGGACGCUCUCACCCGAGUGGCCCUGGAGGUCCACACGGUCCUGAACCCCUUCCCCCUGCCCGGCUCCCCCUGCCGCGAGUUCCCUGACUGGACCAGCGUAGACCGGGCGGCUCAUGCCCUGUACCCGGCGGACGCCCCCGGGGGUCUUCUACCUCUGGCGUGUUCGGGUGCCGAGGGGAACCUCCUGUUUGACGCUGCCAGCGUGCUGCUAGUGGGAACCACCGUUCUGAGUCUGGAACUACAGGUGCGCACUGUGGUUGAGAUGCUGCUGUGGAAGCGUUACUACCUGUGCGGUAUGAUUGACUCCAAGGUGAUGCUGCAGGCAGCCAGGUUCAGUCUGUGUGCCGACGAGUCUGAAGAAAUGCUCAACCUGCCACUCUCCGUCCUCGAGGCCAUCUUCGACGCUGACGUCAAAGCUUCCUGUUUCCCCGGCUCCUACGCCAACAUGUGGCACCUCUACGCCCUCUCCUCCGUCCUGCAGUGUAACAUCUACUCCGUCUACCCCAUGUACAACCUGAAGAUACGACCCUACUUCAACCGUCUGAUCCGACCGAGGUCCUACCCCAAAGACCGGGAGCUCAUCACCACUCACAUCAUGUGGUCCGGAGAACUGGAGGGGAGCUCCACCGGCUCCAGGUUCAGGCCCAGGGUGUUCGUGGCGUUAGUCCAGACAUGUGACCUCCAGGUGGGUCGUCUUAACACCGAGCGCAGGGUCCCCCCCCUGAAGUCCCUGGAGCUUCUCGACCAGGACUCUGACCUUUCCUACUCCAGCCUCAAGGACAAGUACAACAUCACCAAGAGCACCUUCUACCGAUGGAGACGGCAGACGCAGGAGCACCGCAAGAAGUCUGCCACCAGGUACGAGGCCAAACAUUUCCUCCAGGCCUGCUAUCUUGAGGGGAAGCUCAUUCCUUUGUACCAGUUCAAGGAGUUCUUUCCUGAGAUCUCCAGGUCCACGUACUACGCCUGGAAGCACGAGCUGAUCUCUUCAGGUGGAAGUUUCUCCUCCACGGGGGAGGUGAGCCCGGGGAACAGUACGGAGCAGGAGACCUGGUCUUCUCCGGAGUCCAAGCCGAGGCGAAAUGAACCAGAACCCGAGCGACAACACCACGACAGCGUGGCCGGGCUCUUCGGCCUGAGCUACAACAGCGAUAAGAUGGAUGGAGAGCGGGCCCAGAACCUGGCACUGAUGCAGGAGGCCAAGAAGGUCCUUCAGAACUGCAUCGCCAUGAAUACGUCCUUCCCUUUCCGGAUCUUUAAGCGAAGCUUCCCCGGGAUCUCAAGGUCAACCUACUACAACUGGAGGAGAGAGGCUAUGCUGUUUACUCGCGGCUACAAGGCCGGCAGCUGUGAAGACAGUUCGGAUGCAGAUAAAAGUACACCCACCAGUGGCCUGUCCCCCGCCUGGAAGCCUGAUAGCCUCCGUCACCCGGCCACUGUCCGCCCCCGAGUGAAGGUCUACAGAAACCACCACAAAGGAUUCCGGCUGGCGUUUCUAUGUCGGAAACGCCUCAGAGACGCCGCCAAAGUGAAGCUGUGGAAGUCUCGAUGGUCUUUGUCCAAGUUCAAGGUGAAGUUCCCCUCCCUGUCUCUCUGUUUCUACUGGCUGUGGCGCAACGGCCCUGACAGGAAACGAAAAGAGGGCGUGACCGACCGGCCUGCCGAAGUGAACCAGCCUGAAGGGAUCACGGAGAACCACUACAACCAGCACCCAGUCAUGGAGAAGGCAAAGGUCGUGGUGGAGAGUGGCCUACACACAACGGGUCACACCCAGGAUGUGUUCUCGUUCCGGGCGGGCGUAAUGGAGGAUCCGCGAGUUCCUGCGACCGCGCCCACCGUGUCCCCUGCCUCCUGUGCUCCCGGCCACGCCCGCGCCAACACGGCCACCCCGACCAACGACCACGUGUUUGUCAUGGAUCUGGUGGCGCUGGCCAACUUCAAGGCCAAGGCCAAGCUCUUCCUGCAGCAUCGCUUCGAGGAGAAGUCCUUCCCCACCUUCAGGGAGUUCCGCUCCUUCUUCCCCCUCACCCCCCGCUCCACCUACUACAUGUGGAAGAGGGCGCUGCAUCACGGGGUGCCGCUGGUUCACGCCACCGGCUGACGGAGGUUGGCUACGCUAGCUCCAAGCAGAAGGGUGCCCCUGUAACUAUGGAAAUACUCAGUUGUCUUCAGAAUCUUAGCCCCACCCCCAUUUUAGUAGACAAAUCAGAGCCCCCGGUACCAGCUGACUCCUAAUCUCCCCUUUCCUUCCUUACUCAAAGUCGUUUUUUCACCGGCUUCAACACUGGAAUUGUUUGGCGUGUAGUUUGAGAUUUGCCUGAGCACCUUUGUGUAUCCAAAUGUAUUAGAAAUGCUGCUAAAUGCAUGGUUUUCCCUUGUCCUUCUGUCCUUCUCCCAUUGGUUCCCUUCCUUCAUCCAUUCCCUUGCCUAUCACCUCCCUCAUGGACAUUUGCACAUGUGUGAAGAGAGACUGUCCUACAGUUCCACUAAUGGCCCUCUGGCCUCCAGGCAAAAGGCAGUUCAAAGUCACCCAGAUGGGAACAGUGGGGAUUAUUUAAAUGUCUCUUUGUUUGAGACCGGCUGUUUCUUCUCCACGUCCGUCUCCAGUCUUGGUUGUAAUCAGGGGCCCCUUGGCUUCCCUAGGUUCAAUUUUUUUGUUGAAUUGUUUUCAGGCCGCUUCUAGAUUAGAUUAAUCGGGUUAAUCUAUUUGAUGUCUUUCUGUUCUAGAAGAUUCCCAGUGGUUAACCUCGUCAGUGGUUUACCCAGGUAGUUAGGUGACAGGGUCUUUGUUUUAGACGUCAAGUUUCACCCUUUUUGUUUGGUUUGAGCAUGUUCUGCACACACAGCACGUGUUGAUGGACUAUUUUGUUUGACAAUUGAAUGUUCAUCCGAGGGAUGAUUUCACUUAGUGCAUUAAUGGUUGUGAGUGUUUCAGGUUAUUUCCCUCAUCACAAUGUGGUUUAUUUAAGAACACCACAAUUGCUUCAGUCCAUAAUGGUCAAUUGCUGUGGCCAAGUUAGUCUCCUUACUGGAAGAUAUUUUUUGCACUAUGGUUUUUCAGUGGAAUAGGAAGAUGUCAACCACGUCUCAGGUUUUCAUUGGUGUUUCGUUAUAUGUUACAGGUUUGUCUUCUCAAGAUUCGCUGUGUUGCUAUUGACAAGUAUGUUUAUGGCAUAAUGUUUACGACAAUUCUGGACUCUGCCACCAGAUCAUGUCUUUUGAAUAUGCUGAUUAGUCAUAUUAAGUGUAUAUUUUCUUCAUGAAUUUCUUAUUUCUUUGUGAUUACAAUAAUUUUUUUCACUAUGAUGCAUGUUUUCUGCUAAAUAUACUGUCUUAUAACUGUGGUGGGUUAGUUUAGAUGAAUCAUGUUUUUUAUUUUGUUCUUAUUGGAAAUGAAGAGCCAGAUGUGGGUUUUUUGGGGGUUUCCUUCCAUAAUAACAGCCAAACAUUUUCUAUUUCAAACUUGUUCUGAAUAUUUAUUUGUUUCAGUCAACCGGCAGAGCGUUUCUUACUGUCAAACAAAUCGUUUUUGCUACGAGGCAGAAUUACAAUAAACCAUCCAGUCAAACUCA
Messenger RNA from Esox lucius (northern pike), 4265 nucleotides. It is a transcript of the gene vrtn, whose product is annotated as vertebrae development associated. Bases 623 to 2794 code for a protein of 723 amino acids. The record is from RefSeq and is a predicted model, not a curated record. Gene Ontology annotation, biological process: regulation of transcription by RNA polymerase II. Gene Ontology annotation, cellular component: chromatin. The transcript is spliced from 6 exons. Lineage: Eukaryota; Metazoa; Chordata; Actinopteri; Esociformes; Esocidae.